GAAGUUCCAGUGCUCUGCCAUCGAUAGGGGGAGCCGGCCGUCUGUGUUCGACCCUUCGUUAGGCGUCUGGGGUUGGGGGGUUAGGGAGUUGGCGGGGCCUAGGGCACCUUGAAGCCCCAGGCUCGGAGGACCGGAGAAUGGCGGCCUUAGGGUCCCCGGCGCGCACGUUACGGGCCCUUCUACGGGAGUUACGCUGCAUGAACGCGGCCACUGGCCGACCCUAUCGCGACACCGCGGCCUAUCGGUACCUCGUGAAGGCUUUCCGUGCACAUCGGGUCACCAGUGAGAAGUUGUGCAGAGCCCAACAUGAGCUUCACUUCCAAGCUGCCACCUAUCUCUGCCUCCUACGCAGCACCCGCAAACAUGUGGCCCUUCAUCAGGAGUUUCAUGGCAAGGGUGAGCGCUCAGUGGAGGAGUCUGCUGGCUUGGUGGGUCUCAAGUUGCCCCAACAGCCUGGAGGGAAGGGCUGGGAGCCAUGAAAUGGAGGUUCCUUGGAUGCUGCCUUCAUACAAGAAUUUAAUCAUUUCUAUCAAUAUGUAUUUAUCAUUAAAAUUUUUUUUAAGUUUA
Molecule: messenger RNA, 567 nt
Organism: Manis pentadactyla (Chinese pangolin)
Lineage: Eukaryota; Metazoa; Chordata; Mammalia; Pholidota; Manidae
Gene: FMC1
Product: formation of mitochondrial complex V assembly factor 1 homolog
Exons: 2
Coding region: 138-479 (113 amino acids)
Cellular component (GO): mitochondrion
Source: RefSeq, a predicted model, not a curated record